This is a messenger RNA of Salvia splendens (bonfire salvia), 762 nucleotides long. RefSeq lists its product as uncharacterized. The transcript has a single exon. NCBI's taxonomy places the organism in Eukaryota, Viridiplantae, Streptophyta, Magnoliopsida, Lamiales, Lamiaceae. The record is from RefSeq and is a predicted model, not a curated record. Bases 1 to 762 code for a protein of 253 amino acids.
AUGGUGACCAGAAAGAGAGACGCCACGAUCGAUGUGGCCAGUCUAUUCAAGGACGUGGAAGUCAAGGUGCCACUCCUGACGGCGUUGAAGAUGCCCCCUAUCAGCAAAUUUAUCAAGGACUACCUGGCGGGCAAGGUCAAUGAAGAAGGAAGAAUGAUCACAGAGGAGAAUGUCUCUGCAGUGAUCCAGCAGAGCGACCUCCCAUCAAAAAAGACCGACCCAGGGAUGUUCAUGCUCCCGAUUUCGAUUGGAGAUAUUCAAAUGGAGCACGCAAUGUGCGAUUUAGGGGCGUCUAUCAAUGUGUUGUCGUAUUCCAUUUACAAGAAGCUGGGAGAGGCUAAGCUUGUCGACACCGACAUCAUGAUACAGCUAGCCGACAGAUCUUGCAUUCACCCCGAGGGAAUUCUUGAAGACGUGAUAGUGAAGGUGAACAAUUUCCUAUACCCAGCCGACUUCUUUGUCAUAAAAAUGUCAAAGCCAGCAGCGAAGGAGUCUAGUGGAGUCUUGUUGGGAAGGUCGUUCCUGUCCACAGCCAGCACUAUAAUCGACGUCUGCAAUGGGACGAUCAGUCUGGACUUCAAUGGAGAGCAAUUCACUUUCUACAUCGAUGAAGCGAUGAAAAGCCUGAGGGACGGUGAAAACGUGCACUCAGUGGACAUAGUCGAGCCUCUGGUGCAAGAAUAUUUAGAGGAGGAGUUUCUACAAAGGCAAUUCACAGACUCGGCAGCAAAUGAAAAGAUCGAGAAGGAAGUCGCCGACUAG